UUAUGCAAGUUUUCAUAAUUUCCAAUCGGUCUAAGAAGGAAAAUUGAAAAACAGAAAAUGGGGUGAAAUCCAAUUCCUCUCUCCCAUACUGUUCCCACUUCCCGCCGGCCACCAGUCUCCGGUCGCCUCGCCGCCGUUCGGCCGCUGAGUUGCCAUUGCUGAGGCCGUCGUUGACUUAAUUCUUCCAUCGUCGUCACGCCGACCCAAGUCCUCCUUCCUAUUCAAUUUCAAAAUCCCAAUUUCAACUUCAAACUCAACCAUUUCGCAAAAUCUUGAAAUUGGAGGUACGAUUCUUCUCCUAACAUGUCAUUCGUGAUUCUAAUCCAGUAUUGAUGAAUUAUUUAGACGAUUUUCGCCGUAAAUUUUGAGAUUUGGCGAGUCAAAUUUGGGCGGGAAAUGGCAUUCCGGUAUAGAUUUGAUGGCGAUCGCGGAAGAUAGAAGAGCAAUUCAAACAGGGAAUGGCUGUAUUGUUGUAAAAUCUGCUUCGAUCGAUGAAGAAGAAAGCUGCAAUCUAUACUAAAUCUGAAAAACCAGAUUACUUCAGCAUCACUGAGUGUUACCGUGUUCCAAAUGUUAACCCAAUGCAAUGAUGUUCACACACUUCACACAAUACACGCACACAUCCUCACCCACGGCUGUUUCACCAUUCCCGCCUUUUCAAACAAACUUAUCAACUCCUACGCCCACUUCAACUCUCUACCUUCAUCUCAAAUCCUCUUUCACCAAAUCAGGAACCCCUUGACCAUUCACUGGAACUCUAUAAUCAAAGCAUUUUCUCUGGGCUCCAAUGCUAUGCAAGUUAUCAAUUAUUACAAUGGCAUGGUUACUUCUCACUCUUCUCGCCCCAAUAGUAUCACUUUCUCCUCUGUGCUUAAAGCAUGUGGAGCAAUUAAUGCUGGAAAUAAGUGUAUGGAGAUUCAUGGCUCAAUGAUACGGUCUGGAUUAAGUUCGGAUACGCAUGUAUCGACCGAUCUGAUUCGGUCUUAUGCUGCUUUUGGGGGAUUGGUUAGCAUGAGGAAGGUGUUCGAUGAAAUGACUGAAAGGGAGUUGGUCACUUGGAAUCCACUGAUUGGUCAAAGUAUUUGCCAGUGCCCCGAUAUAUCAACAACAUUCACUAGUGUAUCCGCCGUUCACUGUCAAUUCUCCCUUCCAACUGUUAAACCAUGUUUCUCUGAACUUAAGACAGAAAACUUCAUAACUCCAAAAGUUUCUUCCACCGUGUUUUUCUUCAGUUGAACCGAUGUUUACGGUUCUGCUCAAUCACAAGCUUUACCCGUGUCCCGCACUGCAACUUCUUUGGGCAAUUUAUCUCAAACCUGAAUAUACCUUCUUUAAUCCCUUAUACUUAGCUAAUGCUUAAGAAUAGUUGUGAAUGCCCCAUAGAAUCAAUAACAUUUACCAGUUCAUCUUUUGGAACUUUUUCCCUUCACAAAAUAUUCUGUAACAACCUUAUCAUCCAUAAAGCUGCACCAGUAACCUCAUCAACUCUUGGUCCUGUAAAAAGUUGGAGGGGUCGGGGCUUUCUUUCUUGUUUUCUUGCUGAGAUAAGGAUAUUAUAUGUCGUGGUUCAGUGUUGCAAUAUUUAUGCAUUAUUUAUGGUUGUAUAUGAUCUGUAGAUUGCGCAUCUCUGUUGAAAUUGUUGUGAUCUAUUAUGAGAAACAAAACCUUGGGGGCUACUGGAACAGGAUGUCAGGGAAGUAGAGAAGCACUUUACUCUGAGACACCAGAAUAAAUUAGUUGUGAAUGCCUAGUAACGAGAUUAACUAGUUCAUCUGUUGGAACAAUUUCCUUCACAGAAUCUUUGGUCAUCGCCUCAUCAUUCAUGAAGUCUACCCCAGUAACAUCGUCAGAUCCUUGCUCUUCUUUCGUGAAUGCAUCACAGCCUCAACAGACUGCUGAAAAAAGUAGGCCCAUUUCAACUAAUGACCUGAAUACACCAUCUCAAGCUUCAAGUGGCCUGCCAAUAGUGACCGAGUUUACCAGUCAAAAUAUCAAUGGACCACAGUACACUCCUUCAAGCAAUUCACUUGUGCAGUCCGCGACAUCAAUACUUCAUGGAAUACCCACUCAGGAGGAGCCUAAUGGUAGAAGCAGUGAGACUAAGUUGCAGGUUGAAGAAGCUAAUGGUUCAGUAGCCCCUUUGCUGCCACGGAAGAACCCCAGGGAUUGGGUCAAUAUCACCUCACUGUCACUUCAUACGGCUCAAGGCACUGCUGAGAUGUUUUCUGUGGUGAGUUAUUGCUCUUUGGUGGUUCUGUAUCAAAACAUCGCACUGGAGCUAUGAAGCUUAUGUAAAACACUAGAAAUCAUACAUAGGAGCAAAGGUGAUGAGGUCAAAGACAGUUGUAGUUCUGUACAAAUUAUGGAAAUAAAUGAAGACAUGCAUGCCCUGCUGAAUCAGCACGAAGUUGAAGUCACUCCAACAACUGAAAGACGCAAUGCUGAUGUUUUAGCACUACUGCCAAAGCUUCCUCUGCUGGAGUUGAAUAUUACACAGAACCUUCACUGCGCGAGCUGGCAGCUAAGGAAAUGGCAGAAGCAGGAUUCUGCAGGCAUGUGAAGGACUUUGUUGUGGGAAGGCAGGGUCAUGGAAGCAUCAAGUUUCUUGGAGAAACAGAUGUCUGUUAGGAGUGAAGGGCGGAAGAGAGGCAGAGAGCACGGGAUAUGCUCUCCAAUCACACUUAAUAAUUUGUAAAUGCAGAAUAGAGAGGAACGAUCACUUGAUUGAAUGGAAUGUAAAGAAAUAUCAAUCCUCCGCAGAGAUGGGGCACAGGUUAACAAGACGGCUGAGGUCACUCUGCUCAAUGUCAAAUGCAUCAGCAAAAAGACAGGAAAGAAGUAUGUCGAAGGGCCGCCAGUUGAGAGUUACAAAGAGAUCUUGGUCAAAAUGAUUCGAGAACGUGGAGCGGAGUUUGAUUCAUACGAUCCAGUUGAAGGGGAACUGAAAUUUAGGGUUAAACUCUUUUAACUAGACUAAUCUGAAUUAGGAUCAUGUGGUUUCUUGGCUUAGUUUUGUCUACUAGUUAAACUAGUACUACUUGUUUUAUAAAUAUAUAUUCUUAUUAAUCUUUGAGUUGCAAAAA
Salvia splendens (bonfire salvia) is the source of this 3083-nucleotide messenger RNA. RefSeq lists its product as uncharacterized. The record is from RefSeq and is a predicted model, not a curated record. Bases 1823 to 2284 code for a protein of 153 amino acids. The transcript is spliced from 6 exons. NCBI's taxonomy places the organism in Eukaryota, Viridiplantae, Streptophyta, Magnoliopsida, Lamiales, Lamiaceae.